CUCUCUCUCUCUCUCUCUCUCUCUCUCUCUCUCUCUCUCUCUCUAUAGUUCAUAGCCAAUUUCCUCCGCUCACUUUCUUCUUCGUUUUCAUACUCGACUUCGGGGAUUUUUCUCCUUUUCCGCUGUUUUUUUUCGAUUCGAUCUGUUCUUAGCUUCUUCAAUUGGUGUUGAGGACUUGGCACAUCGGAAUCGCCACGCUUUGACCUCCUGAUCCAGAUUCUAUUAGCCGUCUGUGGACCUAGCAUCGGUGAUGCUAAAGAUAUAAAGGGAAUCAAAGGGUUCUCUUUAGUGGAAAAAUGUUGGAGGGUGGUCAAAAAUUCCCUGGAAUGAUCGAUUUAAACGAGCAUGCAUAUGAUCUAUCACAAGGGUUUUACCAUAAACUUGGUGAGGGAACCAAUAUGUCUAUUGACAGCUUUGCAAGCUUGCAAACGAGCAAUGAUGGAGGCUCAGUUGCCAUGUCUUUAGAUAACAGCAGUGUUGGAUCGAAUGAGUCUCAUACUCGGAUCUUAAAUCACCAAGGGUUGCGGCGGCGUGCAAAUGAUAACCAUACUUUUCAACAUAGUGUUAACCAUCGUGGAAGAGUUAGACAUCACCUGAGUGAUGAUGCACUAGCCCGAGCUUUAUUUGAUAGUAAUACACCCACCCAGGGUCUUGAAAAUUUUGAGAAGUGGACUCUUGAUUUAAGGAAACUUAAUAUGGGGGAGGCUUUUGCUCAAGGUGCCUUUGGAAAACUCUACAGAGGUACUUAUGAUGGCGAAGAUGUCGCUAUCAAGAUCUUGGAGAGGCCAGAGAAUGACGUAGAGAAGGCUCAGUUAAUGGAACAGCAAUAUCAGCAGGAGGUGAUGAUGCUUGCUACUCUGAAGCACCCAAAUAUUGUCCGGUUUAUUGGAUCAUGCCAUAAGCCAAUGGUUUGGUGCAUUGUUACUGAAUAUGCAAAGGGUGGUUCAGUUAGGCAGUUCUUGAUGAAGCGACAAAGUCGCUCUGUCCCAUUGAAAUUAGCUGUCAAACAAGCUUUGGAUGUUGCCAGGGGGAUGGAAUAUGUUCAUGGCCUUGGGUUGAUUCACAGGGACUUGAAAUCAGAUAACCUUUUGAUUUUUGCAGACAAGUCUAUCAAAGUUGCUGACUUUGGAGUGGCUCGGAUUGAGGUGCAGACAGAGGGCAUGACACCUGAGACUGGAACCUACCGCUGGAUGGCUCCGGAGAUGAUCCAACACAGGCCUUACACCCAAAAGGUGGACUUGUAUAGCUUUGGUAUCGUUCUGUGGGAGCUCAUUACUGGAAUGCUUCCAUUCCAGAACAUGACAGCCGUUCAGGCUGCUUUUGCAGUUGUUAACAAGGGAGUUCGUCCUAUCAUUCCCAAUGAUUGCUUGCCUGUUUUGAGCGACAUCAUGACCCGGUGCUGGGAUGCCAACCCUGAUGUUAGGCCAUCAUUUUCCGAGGUCGUUCGAAUGCUAGAGAAUGCACAGACUGAGAUCAUGACAACUGUCCGUAAAGCUCGUUUCAGGUGUUGCAUUAUGCAGCCGAUGACAACAGACUGAUAUUAAGUUACAGAAAAAAAAAAGAAAAAAAAAAAGAACUGAACACAUUGAAAAUGUGAAGGCCAAUAAGGAAAAAGAGAGACAUAUGAAGAAGAAACUGGAAAAAGAAGAGGCAGAUGCAAAUAGAAGGUAAUUUGUUGGUGUGCUUAUCUUUGUGUAUUUAUCCUAUCAGAUUUUUAAUUUCUUUUCAGACAUAUAGAAAGGAAAAAAAAAAAAAAAAAAAACAAAAAACAAAAAAAGUUAUGAUGAUGAAACCUUUGAACCUUCUAAGUUUUGAGUUUCCUAUUUUACUGCAUUCCUGUUGGCGACUUAACCAUUAAAGAGGAGAUUUGACGUGUAUGUAUACCAUUUUACUUGCUCUAUGUUAAAUUCACUGGAAAUGUUAAAACCUUAA
This is a messenger RNA of Cucurbita pepo subsp. pepo (vegetable marrow), 1932 nucleotides long. Its product is annotated as serine/threonine-protein kinase STY13. Gene Ontology annotation, molecular function: protein kinase activity; ATP binding. Gene Ontology annotation, cellular component: cytoplasm. The record is from RefSeq and is a predicted model, not a curated record. Gene Ontology annotation, biological process: signal transduction; protein phosphorylation. NCBI's taxonomy places the organism in Eukaryota, Viridiplantae, Streptophyta, Magnoliopsida, Cucurbitales, Cucurbitaceae.